GAAAGCUACUUGUCUUUUUUUAAAGACUAAAUUUGCUGUACAUCAGACAGUUGGCCAAGGAUGCCAACAUGCAGCCAGACUGCAGAGAGUUAAUCAAAUUAUGCAUGUGAUAUGCAGGACAAAAUCAUCUAAUCAAAAUCUUCGUAAUAUAAUCAGACAGAAUCAAGAAAAUCGAAUGCUCUUUGGGCCAAAAUUGAAAGUUAAGACAUCAACAAAAAAGGAAAGCAAAACUAGGUGGAAAAAAAAGAUUUCUUCCAAAGCUGAAGGAGUGCUGUCAUCCGAGUCAACCGGUGGUGGAGAUGAUGUGUUUGUUCAAAUUGAAAAUGAGAUUAUUUCUGAUGGAUCUGAUUGGGACCCCUAUAUUCCCGAUGAAAGCAUUAUUAAGGACAGCAUUAUUAAUUCCGAAAACCUUGAUAUUGCUAAUCCUCGACAUGGUGCUGAUACUUCAGAAAGAACAGUUAUUGCUAAUAAGAAUAUCUUGAAAUCGAGCAAGUCAAAGAAGUCUAAAAAUAAAUUUAUUCCCACUAAUUCGGAGGAAAAUCUGCCAGACGUGCCUGUGAUAGAUGGAAUAUUAAAUGUGUCAGUAUAUCCAGACAGGACAUCAGAUGAGGAUCAGCUGCAGACUUUCAGAUCCCACGUAGAGAGGUUUUCUUUACGCAGUCUUCCCAGCGUUAGUGCAAUUCUUAACAAAACUCAGUCUGAGUUGUCGCGGUUCUUCCUGGAACGGUGGAAACAGCAGAUGGUGAAAAAGCUUGGUGAAGACGGAUUCAAGAAAUACCAAGAAGAGAUGUUAUACAAUGGGAUAAAUCUGCAUGCUAACAUUCAGCAGUUUCUAUCCGGAUACCGUGACAUUCAGAUUCAGCCAAAUGUUGAGGGUUACUGGCACAGCCUGGAGGGGGUGCUUUCCAAAGUUGGGGAGGUAUCGGCAUGUGAAGACUCUGUCAGCCAUGAGGGACUCAUGUACAAGGGCAAGUUUGAUUGUGUUGCGAUCUACAGAGACUGUCUGUGUGUAAUAGACUGGAAGACAUCACAGAAGCCCAAACCUCUCUUGUCCAACACGUUUGACAGUCCAAUCCAGGUUGCAGCCUACCUCGGUGCCAUUAACAGCAGUGCACAGCUAGAGUUUGGCCCAGUAACAAAUGCUGCCAUUGUGAUAGCCUACCCAUGGGGUGAACCUGCCCAUGUCCACUUGAUGGAACAGAAAGUUUGUGAGCAGUACUGGUCAAAGUGGUUGCAGAGACUUCACCUGUACUGGAAGAUGAUGUCCAAGGAGAGGCAGAUUGUAUGAAGUUGGCCUAAACAUGUGUUAAGCACUGGAAAAUAGAUUUACGGACAGGCAAUUGAAGUCAUUCUACCUUUUUCAGCACUGGAACGUGGGUGUCUAUAGAUACGCAAUUGCAUGAAGUUGAAGCUAUUUAACUAUGGAAGAUGGUGGUCAGAGAUAAAAACACUAAAUUUACCCAGAAUUUGAGAUUUUGGUGCCAACUGGAACUGUUUCUGUCCUUGAUAGACGAAAACAAAUCACAUCAGUUCCUUACUUUUCAUAUUUUGUGUUCAAUGUCAUUGCCACGUUUAAAAAUGUAGACAUGACGUAGCUGAGGAUUUCCAUGGAGAGGAAGUUGCAAAGUCUUUAUGCUUUACAAUUCAGUUUUAUCUGGUCAGCCACAAAACAUAACUUGUGUGUCUGAGUUCUAACUGAGAAGUAAUGAAAACUAGCUGAAACAGGAAAAUGCAGGAAAUCUUCCUUUUACCUUGAAGAGAGAUGGGCAUGUAUUCAUUCUAUCUUUCUUUCUUUCUGUAUCAGAUGGGAUAACUGUUAAGACAUAUACAGUGGGUGUUGUUAACUAUUAUAGUCUGUUUGUGUCAAAAGGGAACCAAUAAACUGACGUAUUACUAUAUACCAAAUACUGCCAACACUCUGUGAAAACCCCUCAAAACUGGACCCUCUGUAAACUGAAAUUCCUUAAAAAUUGGAAAUUUUUCACAGUCUCGUUUAAAUAUUGGUAUAGAUCAUAACCUCUGUAAACUGGAUACCUCUUAAAACCAGCCUUUUUGCCUGGUCUCAUGGGUAUCAGGUUUAGAGGGAUUUCACUGUAAUAAGUUUCAAAACCCUUAACAACUUUCAUAACAUUUUUUAUUAAAUAAAAUAUCUGUAAUAAAAAACGUUUUUUUUUAACAAAUUAACAUCAUCAUGUAUAGAUUAAGUAUCAGUUCUAAUACAAAGGUGAAGACAAAAUGCUGGAACAGCCAAGGUAUGCACUUUCACCUGAAUUGCUUAGUACUAGUAAUUGCUAAAGCUUUACCUUGGCUGUCCCAUCAGUUGCUGUCAGCCCUGUAUCAUAAAAGGAGAUUUAACGAAUGUAUCUUGAUGGUAAUUUAUAAAGAAACCUUUUUAUUUACGUUGGUAUGGGUUUCAAACUUAAUAAUGUGUUUUUAUAGGAAUUUUAGCAUAUUUCUUUAUAGAGUUAGAUGCCAGUUCAUAGGUUCCAUUUUACCGCAGCUGGACUAUACAAUCAAUACUGGUGAUCACUUCUAUAACAUCAGUCUCUCCAGGCUUUGUACAUUAAUGCUUAUGAAGUGACAAUGUGUGGAAUUAAUACUACUUCGAGAUGAGUAGUAUGUUUACAGCCUUUUAAAUGUUACCACAAUCUUCUGUGUCCACACUCUCUACAGGGAAGAAUUGCAAGGCCUUCAUUCCAAUCACUGGAUUUGAAAUAACUGUGCGGAAAAUACCACUUUUGGCUCAAGGAUGCUAGAUCUCUGAACGUAACCAUCAGUAUCAUGCAUGAAGACUGCUGAUUUUAUUGUCCAGCAAUGAAUAUGGUUUUAUUAAUAAAUAUACAAAGAGAAGUAAAGAUGCACAAUGCA
Messenger RNA from Gigantopelta aegis, 2868 nucleotides. RefSeq lists its product as uncharacterized. Gene Ontology annotation, cellular component: mitochondrion. Gene Ontology annotation, molecular function: single-stranded DNA exodeoxyribonuclease activity. The transcript has 4 exons. The coding region runs from base 101 to 1288 and encodes 395 amino acids. NCBI's taxonomy places the organism in Eukaryota, Metazoa, Mollusca, Gastropoda, Neomphalida, Peltospiridae. The record is from RefSeq and is a predicted model, not a curated record. Gene Ontology annotation, biological process: mitochondrial DNA replication.